CUUUUAUGUAGUUUAUAUCCAUAAAACUUGUUAUCUGAUAAGGUGUGGUAGGUGAUUCUGAUUAUUUAUUGCGAUUAUUAGUCACUUUAAAUAGUUUAAUUAAAGGAAACAUGUGUUAAAAACUUCUAAUUUAAAAAUGGGGGAAUUGAACAGACCUUUACGAUAUCAAGAAACUAGUUUUGACAACAAUGUUAUUCACAGAUCCACUGAGAGUGUUUAUACUGUUUUGGAGUCUGAAUAUGAUGAAAGAAGUGGCUUUGAUUCAUGCAUGACAAGGAUUCCAUAUGCCACUCUGAUAGCCACAAUUAUGUGUGCUUUAGGGGUGGUAAUUUUUUGUGGUACAAUGUACAGAGGUGCAACCCUUUCAGUUAUGAUGUUUACUGAUGUGUUCAGCAUACAAUUGUUCUGGGUUGAUGCUGUUAAAAUGACUUUUGUUCUAAUUGGGGCCUGUAUGGGUGCUCUUGGCUUAAUGAUUUUAUUUGUUGGAUUUUUGGCGACUGGUGCAACAAGACAUAAGAUUUACAGGGGUUGGGGUAGCCGAGUUGGUGGUAGAAUUAGUUGUGCUACCUUUUUGUGUAUUACUUACAUUCUACAAAUCUGCUGGAUUUUGAUAUUCUGUUUCUUGGUGAUUGUUACAUUUAUAUUUACUGUGUUUUGGAAAAUGUGUGAUAACCCUGAUGUUCAGCAGCUAAGAACUUCAAUUGACUUGACACAAUUUUAUUUUAUGUUUCCCAGCGGUAUGAGGCAAGAUCACCUGAAAAUAACUGGUGAAGUACAAAUUAAAACUUUCUGCAAGGAUUAUGUUGAAAAAAUCGAAGUUAUGCUUAUUUUGGCAACAGUUUCUUCAAUUUUGAUCAUCUUAAGUUUGAUUCACUAUUUGAUGUGUUUGUCUGCCAAUUAUGCACACAUUCGAGACCAGGAUAAAUUCAUUCAGCUCCAGGAAAUGCAAAUUUUAAAUGACAACGAUUUACUAUCAUCGAAGGAUAGAUUCUAGGAUAAGGCCCAGGAAAUACAUAUGACUGAAACCAUCUUUGAUAACUUUUCGUAGUUUUGAAUGUUAAAAUUUUGAUUGUAUUGUGUAUUUCCUGGGUUUUUUUAUUUAAAAAUUAUUUAUUCAUUUUUGUUUCCGUCCUGAAGUGUUUUGUAUAUUUUGAAAUUACCAAAUUUUCCUAGGGUUAAGUGUAAUCACGAAGUUAAGUUAAGAAUUGUAUACAAAAUGUUUUGAUGUUUUGUGUAUUUAGAUGUAUUAUUUCAUAUCAGUGAUUGAAAUUAUUCUUAUGAAAUGAUCAAAACCUGUUAAGUACUAAGUAGGUAGCUAGUAAACUUUUGAUAUUUGUAUAUUUAUACCAUUAAACAUAUUUUUUCCAA
Molecule: messenger RNA, 1368 nt
Organism: Brassicogethes aeneus
Lineage: Eukaryota; Metazoa; Arthropoda; Insecta; Coleoptera; Nitidulidae
Source: the annotation of a GenBank genome assembly